AUGACCAGUUCGGUGGCUUCGUCGUCGUUGUCGCCCACAGGGCGAACCCUGAGUUGGUGCGCGGGCCUGGGUGCGGCCGCUUUCCUGGGCUACUGCUUCUAUUUCGAUCGAUCGCGUCGCGCCGCCCCGGAUUUCAAAAAGAAGUUGCGCGAAAAGCGUCGGCAUGCGGCUAAACGGGCGGCCGCCCACCGGGGACCCGCCUUGCCCGAUUUCUCAGAUCACGAAGCCGUCCAACGCUUCUUCUUGCAAGAGGUGCAAUUAGGCGAGGAGCUUUUGGCUCAGGGCGACAUCGAGAACGGCGUGGAGCAUUUAAGUUUGGCCGUGGCCGUAUGCGGGCAACCCCACUCGCUCCUGGGCGUGCUCCAACAGACCCUUCCCCCUCAGAUCUACCAGCACCUGCUCCAAAAUCUGGAUUUGGCCCAACAACGCGUGCGCAGUCACGUGUCGCGCAACGUGGCCGGUCUGAUUCGCCCGGGGACCGAAGGCCCACCCGCCUCGGCCGGGGCGGCCCCGGGCUCGGGCCCGGCCGGCCUGGCCUUGGGUCUGAACGAAGAAGACGUGGAGUAA
Molecule: messenger RNA, 567 nt
Organism: Tigriopus californicus
Lineage: Eukaryota; Metazoa; Arthropoda; Copepoda; Harpacticoida; Harpacticidae
Product: mitochondrial import receptor subunit TOM20 homolog B-like
Exons: 2
Coding region: 1-567 (188 amino acids)
Biological process (GO): tRNA import into mitochondrion; protein import into mitochondrial matrix; protein targeting
Cellular component (GO): mitochondrial outer membrane; mitochondrial outer membrane translocase complex
Molecular function (GO): transmembrane protein transporter activity
Source: RefSeq, a predicted model, not a curated record